UGAACAGUGUUCCUCGUGUGGCUGGCCCACAUUUUAUCCCUCCAUCUGUCUUUAAGUGGACAUUUGGCUGCUUUGAAACAUCCGUGUGGUCAUCACACUCAUUCCAGUCGUGGCUCUCAAGGUGGAGUGAGGGUUAUUGUCUCAGAAUAGAAAGUGACCUGGGAAGGGCUGGGGAUUUAGCUCAGUGGUUUUGCUGCCUGCUGUGCAAGCGCAAGGACCCGAGUUCAAUCCCCCGUACCAAAAAAAAAAAAAAAAAGACAGUGACCUGGGAAGUACAGCGCCCAGGAGAGAGGCAGUUUCUGAAACAAGGGAGCUGCUGUGGUGUCAAAUAUGACAAAUGCUGACAGAGGACAGAGGACAGAGCUGUGGGUGAGGCCAAGAAAUGAAAGGCAAGAGCCAUCUCCAAGGACACUGGGCCCUGGGGGACUGUUGCCUUUAAGCUGCAGGAGAGUAGGCUGCCUUCCAGAGGUGGGAAGGCCCAGAUGGAGAAGAGAGAGAAGGGGGAAGAGGUGUCUGGGGAGGAAUGGGGAGCUGGUCUGGCAGUAGCAUGGUAGACACGGGUGUGGGUGCAGGGCCACGCCAGUGGGCAAGGCAGAAAAAAACAGGUGUCUGGGGCUCUGAAGGCUUGUGAGUUUCAACAGAAGUUUCGGAGUCCUAGGAUUUAAGGUGCCUCGCAGGCUCUGUUUGGGAGAGCCUGGAAGCCAGCCUGGGGACUAAGCCCUGUGAAGAUCAAGUGGAGGGCCAGCCCCAGCUACUGUUACCCAUGGCCCUCUAAGGGAGGCUACUGCUCAGCCGGAAAAGAAAUAACCCACCAGUCCACAGGAUACUGAGAAAUAACAAAUCAUUGUCCAAGCCACCAAUGCCCUGGCAGUCUGCCAUGCAGCAGUAAACACAGGGUCUCCAGGCCAGGCAAGGACUUUCAGUGUGCAGGCCUUUGGGACUGUUCCUGGCAUCUUGUCCUUCAGUCCGGGCAGAGAGAGUCAGGCCAUCAGAUCCACACAAGCCACAGUCAGGGAAGGACAUGGUCCUCUGAGCAGACAGGUACAGAGAUGAUCCUGGGCAGGGAGUCUAGAUGCAGACUCAGCCCCCAUUGCUAGCCACACUGGCCCCUUGGGGAGAGGUGUGGCUGGAUUCAUCCCAGGUGUUGUCUGAGCAGGCAAAGGGCAGGUGCUACUCUGCAGACUUCUCCUGUGGUGGAAAGGUCAAGCAGGCCAAACAGGGUCCUGCAGGGUGCCAGGAGCCAGUGGGCACCCACAGGCUGGUAGUAAAUACACCCUGCUUGUUGGUGGGCUCCCUGGAGGAGGGCCCCUAGGUCCCAUCACCCCUUUCCCCCAGCCAGAAGGGAAGGCAGCUCCAGGCAGGUGAGUCACCUGACCCACCACCAGAAGUGUCUGGUCUCGUGGGGUAAAACUGGCCAGGCUAUGGCCCUGGAGGGCUCAGUUCCCGGACUGUGGGGGAGGCUUAAAACUUUCCACGAACAGUGAAUUUUAUGCAUUUCCGAAGUCCCUGUCCCUCACACCGUACAAUUUAUCCUCAUGGGUCGGGACAAACUCUGUUUAUGUCUCUCCUAGAGAGGCAGACGCGCCCCGCGGCCCUCAAUGUCCUCUGGGGAAGGAUGGGCGAGGGAGAACCCAGCUCAAGCCCUGAGGGGUGUCAUGAGGAAGAACAGCUCAGGGGAGGAAUCGAGGAGGAGGGGAGCGAGAUCUAGGAAGGGUGGACGGGAGGGGAGGAGAGACUGGGAAGUACAGGACAAGGUAUAGCUGAGGUGGGGGAAAAGAGGAAGCCUGGGCAGAGCGGUGAGGGUAGGUUGGACCGCAGCUCCAGCCUGAAGCGGUUGGGGCAAACCUCCAGUCCCUCGGCUCAAGGCGUUGCCCAGACCCCAGGACCAAGGCGCACUUUAGUCACAAGCGCAGGCCCUGCGUUGGAUGACAAGGGUGAAUAAGGCUCCUGGAGAACCUGAAGCUCCCACCUAUUCCAGUAUUGACCAACCCUCAAGCCCUACCACACGUGAAGGGGACAAGUGCGCGCGGGCUGAGGGUACACAUCCCUGUUGCGGGGGACGGAACAGGGCGGGGCCGAGCGGGUGCGCAGCUUUGUUCGCGACGCUCCCCGGGAGCCGACACGCGCCGGGCGUACGCUUCCUCCAGGGGCCGGGCGUGGGGCCGCGCCCGCCGCGAUUGGCCAAACCGGAGGCCCACGAUUGGCUGUGAGCCCGGCCCCCCCUCCUCCCCAGAGGGGCGGGUACAGGUGCGGGUGGCGCGGCGCGUGCUGCCCUUGGGGGUCUCGCACGCGCCUCCCCGACAGCUGCGCGGUCGCCGCGGCCACGCCUGCCAGCCCACAGCGGUCGCGGAGCGCGUAGAUGGCCAGCGGCUCUUGAGGCUUAAGGGUUGUGCGCGCGGCAGGGGGUGGGGGGCACAGGAAGGUUACGCCCGGGACUGCUGACAGUUCCUGGAGGUGGGGGACCUGCAGACCGCAGCCAGUUCGCACAUUGGAACUGCGUGAGGCGCUUUGGGAGGCGCAGUAGUCACCUGCUGGGAGCAGGGGGGUUCGUCAGAUUUGCGGGCUGUGCCCCCGGGCCACUGGGCGGAGGGCACUCGCACGGUUUGGGCUUUGGAGAGGGGGAGGGCAAAGCGUGUCUGGAGGGCGAGGCAGAGCAAAGAGGGCGUGAGAAAGGAGGCGGCAGCGCGGAGGAGGGUUAUCUAUACGUUUAAAAACGAGCUGCCUCCGCUGAGCGCCCGCGGAGGUCUGGCCGCACGCGCGGGACGCGAGCGCCCCACGCUUCCCAGCGUGCACAGCCCAUCACCCCUUUGGCCUCCAGCGCCACGCCGUCCCCGGGCUCCAGACUAUUUGGGACGAGUGCCCUGCGCCUCGGGACUGGGAGCAGGCGCCCCGCGGGUGGAUGCGGGCGCGAUGGACGGCGGCGCACUGCCGGGACUCGUGCUCCCCUCGCCUGCUGUCCCUGCCCGGCGGAGAUCCGCAUCACCGGAACUGCUGCGCUGCAGCCGGCGGCGGAGGCCCGGCGCGGUGGAGGCCGGAGGCUGCGCGGCAGCUGUAGCGAGGCGCAACGAGCGCGAGCGCAACCGCGUGAAGCUGGUGAAUUUGGGCUUCCAGGCGCUGCGGCAGCACGUGCCGCAUGGCGGCGCCAGCAAGAAGCUGAGCAAGGUGGAGACGCUGCGCUCCGCGGUGGAGUACAUCCGCGCACUGCAACGCCUGCUGGCUGAGCACGACGCCGUGCGCGCCGCGCUGGCCGGGGGGCUGCUGGCACCGGCCGCGCGGCUCUCGGCUCUCCCCGAGCCUCCUGAGACCUCUCCCACCGCUAUUUCGCCCUCCUGCGCCUCUUCGUCCCCGGUUGGCGGGGCCAGCUCGGAGCCUGAGUCUCCGCGCUCCGCCUACUCGUCGGACGACAGCGGCUGCGAGGGCGAGUUGAGCCCCGGGGAGUGCGACCUGCUCGACUUUUCUAGCUGGUUAGGGGGCUACUGAGCGCCCUCAACCCCGAGCAUUCUGUCCCGGCAGCGCAGACCAGGACACCCUGCAGGAGAGCCUGUCACCUGGAACCCGCUCGAGAGGACCAGCUCCUGCUCUGUCCCCACCCAGCAGGGGAUCUGGCCAACGCUGACCUGUGCUGUCCAGCCUGACAAGUACUAUGUGGAACCAGGCCGCCUGGCUUCGAGUGGACUGGCAGCUUCCACCGGCCCUCCCCAGCUGGAAACCAGCCUGGAGAUUUUUACAGAGAGGAUUUUACAAGGACACAGGGAAUCAGUUUUUUACGCCUUAACUUGAACUGCUGGAGGGAUUCUAUUGAAAAUAGGAAAACUUAUUUUUGUACAAAGUAGCCUUAGGCUUGGAGCACAAUAAAGAUUGUAUCCCCACUGCCUA
Messenger RNA from Heterocephalus glaber (naked mole-rat), 3876 nucleotides. It is a transcript of the gene Ascl2, whose product is annotated as achaete-scute family bHLH transcription factor 2. Gene Ontology annotation, cellular component: RNA polymerase II transcription regulator complex. The record is from RefSeq and is a predicted model, not a curated record. Gene Ontology annotation, biological process: regulation of neurogenesis; positive regulation of transcription by RNA polymerase II; neuron differentiation. NCBI's taxonomy places the organism in Eukaryota, Metazoa, Chordata, Mammalia, Rodentia, Bathyergidae. Gene Ontology annotation, molecular function: RNA polymerase II transcription regulatory region sequence-specific DNA binding; protein dimerization activity; DNA-binding transcription factor activity, RNA polymerase II-specific.